Plodia interpunctella (Indianmeal moth) is the source of this 1803-nucleotide messenger RNA. RefSeq names its product FK506-binding protein 39kD (gene Fkbp45). Lineage: Eukaryota; Metazoa; Arthropoda; Insecta; Lepidoptera; Pyralidae. The transcript has 9 exons. The record is from RefSeq and is a predicted model, not a curated record. Bases 218 to 1432 code for a protein of 404 amino acids. Gene Ontology annotation, molecular function: peptidyl-prolyl cis-trans isomerase activity. Gene Ontology annotation, cellular component: chromatin; nucleolus.
AGUGAUGAAAAUUUUUGUCUAUGUUUUCGCCGCUCGCUCGUUCUUUCGUGGUGGUUGACUUGACUGGUUGAUUUUGCCGCGAUUGCUUACAUCGUUGCAAUAAUCCUCUUAUGUUAUGAUUUUAGUUUAGAUUCGAUUUUUGUGUGUCAGUAAAGUUUCCAACGCAUUAUAAAUCUAUAUUCAGUUUUAAAUAUCCCGUGAAUAAAUACCUGUCAAGAUGUUUUGGGGAUUGAUAAUGGAACCUAACAAGCGGUACACACAAGUGGUGGAGAAGCCAUUCCACAUUUCACAGGCUGCGAUGGACAUCUCCACAGGGGACAAUGACCCUUGUCAAGUCAUGGUUGUGGUUGAUGGAAAGAACUUCCUAGUGUGCACACUUCAGAAAAACAAAACCAUACAAGUGCCUCUGGAUUUGUACUUUAAGGCUGGAGAUGCUGUUUCUUUCCUCACAAAUGGUAAAUGCAAUGUGCACUUAACCGGUUACCUGGACCCUGAGUUUGAGGAGGAGCUGUCUGAUGAGGAGGAGGAAGAAGAAGAGGAAGAUGUGCCAGCCCUUGUUCCCGCCAAAAACAAGAGGAAACUAGACAAUAGUAAUGAUUUAUCAGCUGCCAAAAAAGCAAAGCAAGAGAAGAAACCCAACAAGAAGCCAGCAGCAGAAGACAGCUCAGAUGAUGAGGAUAAUGAUGAUGAUCAUCUCCAGAAGUUCUUGGAUGGUGAGGACAUUGACACUGAUGAGAAUGAUGAGUCCUUUAAAGUGAACACUUCCGCUGAAGGUGAUAAUGACAGUGAUGAGGAAGAAUCAGACGAUGAGGAAGGUGAGGAAGAAGCUGAGGAUGAGGAGGAAGACGAUGAUGAGAUGGAGACAUCUGGAGGAGACACUACAUUGGACACUAGCAAGGAGGAGAAGGUAGAUGUGUCCAAAUUGACAAAGUCUCAGAAGAAGAGAUUGAAGAAGAAGCUCCGUGAGCAAGCCAAGGCCCAACCUCAAGUCAAUGGUGUUGACAAAUCCAAGAAGGCAGAUGGUCAGCAACAAAAGGCAGAGAAGAAAAAGCCUGAAACGAAAAAAGAAGAUGGCGCCGCAGAGAAGAAAGAGAAAAAGUCUCUCAGUGGUGGAGUGUCCAUCGAGGACACAAAGGUGGGAUCAGGACCUGCCGCGAAACCCGGAAAGUUCGUCACGGUGUACUAUGAAGGUCGGCUGAAGCAGAACAACAAGAUGUUUGACAACUGUCUGAAGGGCCCGGGCUUCAAGUUCCGGCUCGGCGCCAAGGACGUGAUCUCGGGCUGGGACGUGGGCAUCGCCGGUAUGAAGGUCGGCGGCAAGCGCCGCAUCGUCUGCCCGCCCGCCAUGGCGUAUGGUGCUAAAGGUUCGCCACCGGUAAUUCCGCCUAAUUCUACUCUAGUGUUUGAUGUAGAAUUGAAGAAUGUGAAAUGAAAUGUUAAAUUUUAAGCGCGUCUUUAUAAGAGUGUCAUGGACAUUUGUUACUUUUGGUUAUUGUUGAGAGGUUGCCAUUGAAUGAGAAGGAUGUGUCGUAAUUUUAAGCAUACACAGUGUGGACUAUCUGCAAUUUGCGUUACGAUUUAUUUGUUUACUGACAUCUGUUUAUCUUAUCAUAUUCGUAAAAUAUGUUGCAGCUAUUCCAUAUUUGCUAUUUUAUAAGUUCAGUGUAAGAUAAAAUGUAAGAAUGAAACUGGACAUUAUUUUUAAAAUAAGAUUUCUGACUCCAUAAAUUGAUAGUCAUAUAUAAGUAUGGAUAAAUAAAUUGUAUCACCUUUCAGUACAGGAAUACAUGUGUAUGAAUAUAA